GCAGUAUAUUUGAGCUGUGGAGAGAUUGUAAUUUAUUUUACACGGCAUUGAAAAGAAUCCGGCUGGCGCCAGGAUUCGAACCCACACCUGGCCAGUCUUGAGAUUCAAAAUAUCAGUAGCUAUUUAUUUAUGAGCUUGGUAAGAUUGCGGUGAUCAAAACGCCAUCAAGUGUACUUUAUAUUGUGUUGAUAAAAGAAAAAAUAGUGAAAUAGAAACUAGAUAAUUUUUGUGUUGAAAAAAAAAAUUGAAUAAUUCAUUGAAUUAAAAAUGAAUAAUAAUAUGCAAAGCAAAGUUGCCAUAAAAGAGGAAAUAAGUGGUGAAAGUGAUGAUAUCAACCGUGAUGUGCUUUCAACCAUUAGAGAGGAGUCUGGAGAAGGUUCUGGAGACGACUCGGUUAGCAUUGAGCCCAAGGAACACAAUGAAACAUGUGAUACAUGUAAUGAUUCGACCCUCGACGAGCCAAAGGAAAUGAUUUACAUUGAAGCUCGCAAGAAAUUGAACAAAGUCAAUCGUAUUUCCAAGAGCACUCUACCGCCGGCCCCAAGGACUCCUUCAAAGAGUGGCGUCAUCCGAGAAUCCAGUCUGGGAAAGUUCAAAGAUAUACAAGCUAUCUUUGAGCGCAAGCUUUUUGGUAACAAAUCGCCUUCGUCGUCUUCGUCUGGACCCAGGAUUAAAUUGUCGCCAAAUAAUAUUGGGAAGAAAUUCGCAGAUUAUUUUACGCUGCACAAAUCUCCUCGUCGCUCGCUCAAUUUCUUGGAUGUUGACAAGGCAACAACUUCAAAAUUUGAUCAAAAGGAUAAUUAAUAUAAUUUUUUAUUUAUAAGUUGAUUUAAAAAUUAAAAUUUCUAAUUUUUUAAUUAUUAAUUAAACUAAAAAUUAAUUUUUUUUAUGUGCAUAUAUUUUUUUAAUUUUUGUAUAAAAUAAUUGUAAUUUAUGUAUUUUAAAAAAAGCAUUUAUUAGAAAUAAAUUAACUAUAAAAUUU
Cotesia glomerata is the source of this 982-nucleotide messenger RNA. RefSeq lists its product as uncharacterized. The transcript has 2 exons. Lineage: Eukaryota; Metazoa; Arthropoda; Insecta; Hymenoptera; Braconidae. The coding region runs from base 268 to 804 and encodes 178 amino acids. The record is from RefSeq and is a predicted model, not a curated record.